This is a messenger RNA of Sapajus apella (tufted capuchin), 4315 nucleotides long. RefSeq names its product regulatory factor X2 (gene RFX2). Gene Ontology annotation, biological process: regulation of transcription by RNA polymerase II. The record is from RefSeq and is a predicted model, not a curated record. The transcript has 18 exons. NCBI's taxonomy places the organism in Eukaryota, Metazoa, Chordata, Mammalia, Primates, Cebidae. Gene Ontology annotation, cellular component: nucleus. Bases 503 to 2674 code for a protein of 723 amino acids. Gene Ontology annotation, molecular function: DNA-binding transcription factor activity, RNA polymerase II-specific; RNA polymerase II cis-regulatory region sequence-specific DNA binding.
GAGGCAGAGGUUGCAGUGAGCCAGGAUCAUGCCAUUGUACUCCAGCCUGGGCAGCAGAGUAAGACUCCAUCUCAAAAUAAUAGCAGUAACAAUACUAAUAAAUUAGGGGAACACAUUCAUGUGUAAAUGCCUGUGACUCAGAAUAACUUGCAUUCUGGAAGGUGCGUUCUGGCCUUGGCGGACAGAACAUGGUCUCACCAUAUAGCACAACACUCUCAUGGGCUCUCCUUACUUAAAUGAGAUCUGGAGUUUGAAGCAAAAUGAUUUCUACCUGUGGUACAAGGAACUGGUCUUAGUCAGGUCAGCGUUCUCACUUUAUCACUGGUGGACUCUCUUCACAAAGAGUUCUAGUCACAUUAUCUCCUCCUAGUAUCACUGACGCUACCCACUGGGCUUCAGAUGAGAACAGCAUGGUGUAUGGUGUGCAAAUGACUGAUUUAAGCAUUUAAAGGAAACUGUGAAUAAAAGCCACUUCCAACAGAAAAAUUCCAAAGACCUGAGCAUGCAGAAUUCCGAGGGUGGAGCGGAUUCGCCAGCAUCCGUGGCUCUGCGUCCCUCGGCGGCAGCCCCGCCUGUGCCAGCAUCCCCACAGAGGGUGUUGGUCCAGGCAGCCAGCUCUGCUCCCAAAGGGGCCCAGAUGCAGCCGAUCUCCCUCCCCAGAGUUCAGCAGUUGCCCCAGCAGGUGCAGCCGGUGCAGCACGUGUAUCCUGCCCAGGUGCAGUAUGUGGAAGGGGGAGAUGCCGUCUACACGAAUGGAGCCAUACGAACGGCUUACACCUACAACCCCGAGCCUCAGAUGUACGCCCCCAGCAGCGCGGCUUCUUACUUCGAGACGUCGGGCGGUGCCCAGGUGACCGUGGCAGCCUCGUCCCCGCCAGCGGUCCCCUCCCACAGCAUGGUGGGCAUCACCAUGGAUGUCGGGGGGAGCCCCAUCGUCUCCAGCACAGGAGCCUAUCUCAUCCACGGGGGGAUGGACAGCACCAGACACUCCCUGGCCCACACCUCCCGGUCAUCUCCAGCCACGCUUGAAAUGGCGAUUGAAAACCUCCAAAAAAGCGAAGGAAUCACAUCACACAAAAGCGGUUUACUCAACAGCCAUCUCCAGUGGCUGUUGGAUAAUUAUGAAACUGCGGAAGGUGUGAGUCUCCCGAGAAGUUCCCUUUACAACCACUACCUUCGGCACUGCCAGGAGCACAAGCUAGACCCAGUGAACGCCGCCUCCUUCGGGAAACUCAUCCGUUCCGUGUUUAUGGGGCUGAGAACGCGGCGGCUGGGCACCAGGGGCAACUCCAAGUACCAUUACUAUGGGAUUCGUCUGAAGCCAGACUCCCCACUGAACCGGCUGCAGGAGGACACGCAGUACAUGGCCAUGCGGCAGCAGCCCAUGCACCAGAAGCCCAGGUACCGGCCAGCUCAGAAGACGGACAGCCUUGGGGACAGCGGCUCCCACAGCGGCCUGCACAGCACCCCGGAACAGACCAUGGCCGCACAGAGCCAGCACCACCAGCAGUACAUAGAUGUCUCCCAUGUCUUCCCCGAGUUCCCAGCGCCCGACCUGGGCAGCGUCCUGCUGCAGGAGGGCGUCACCCUGCACGAUGUCAAGGCCCUACAGCUGGUGUACAGACGGCACUGCGAGGCAACUCUAGAUGUGGUGAUGAACCUCCAGUUCCACUACAUCGAGAAGCUGUGGCUCUCCUUCUGGAACUCGAAGGCCUCCUCCAGCGACGGCCCCACCUCUCUGCCUGCCAGUGACGAAGACCCCGAGGGUGCUGUCCUGCCUAAGGACAAGCUCAUCUCCCUGUGUCAGUGCGACCCCAUCCUCAGGUGGAUGAGGAGCUGCGACCACAUCCUCUACCAGGCACUGGUGGAGAUUCUCAUCCCCGACGUGCUAAGGCCAGUCCCCAGUACCUUGACACAGGCCAUCCGUAACUUCGCCAAGAGCUUGGAAGGCUGGUUGACAAACGCCAUGAGCGACUUCCCACAACAGGUCAUCCAGACCAAGGUGGGCGUCGUCAGUGCCUUUGCCCAGACGCUGCGGCGCUACACGUCCCUCAACCACCUGGCGCAGGCGGCCCGGGCGGUGCUGCAGAACACGUCCCAGAUCAACCAGAUGCUCAGCGACCUCAACCGCGUGGACUUUGCCAACGUGCAGGAGCAGGCCUCGUGGGUGUGCCAGUGCGAGGAGAGCGUGGUGCAGCGGCUGGAGCAGGAUUUCAAGCUGACCCUGCAGCAGCAGAGCUCCCUGGACCAGUGGGCCAGCUGGCUGGAUGGCGUGGUCACCCAGGUCCUGAAGCAGCAUGCCGGCAGCCCCAGCUUCCCCAAGGCCGCCCGGCAGUUCCUGCUGAAAUGGUCCUUUUACAGCUCUAUGGUGAUCCGGGACCUGACCCUGCGCAGCGCCGCCAGCUUUGGCUCCUUCCACCUCAUCCGCCUGCUCUACGAUGAAUACAUGUUCUACCUGGUGGAGCACCGCGUCGCCGAGGCCACCGGGGAGACGCCGAUUGCCGUGAUGGGAGAGUUCAAUGACCUUGCCUCUCUGUCGCUGGCACUGCUUGACAAAGACGACAUGGGUGAUGAGCAGCGCGGCAGUGAGGCAGGCCCGGACGCCCGCAGCCUGGGUGAGCCCCUGGUGAAGCGUGAGCGCAGCGACCCCAACCACUCCCUGCAGGGCAUCUAGCCCCGCGGGGCUCCGGAAGAUGCCACCCAGUCGCUCUGGGAACCUGGACUUCACCGGCUGCACCGAAUUAGUGCCUAUUAGACCAUGCGAUGUUUACCUUGACUCAAGUGGGGGCUCCGGGGUCAGCGUGCCCUUAAAGGCCGAGAUGGUUCCAGAAGAAAAGCAGUUGUUGAAGCUGCGGAAGCUCGGGCCGGGGCUCCCACUGGCUGUGGCCGUGCUCUGGGUCCCCAGGACCCUGUGCAGCCACCAAGGCCACACCAGACCGUGGGUUCCUUGUUCUGGACAAACCCUCCUCUGCUGGAACUCUGGACUUUGGCCUGGGUCCCUUUAAGAGCUACAGGGGCUGUGCAGAGAACGCUGGCCCUUGCGCUCAACUGGAACCAAUUUUCACCAUAAUUUAAAUUUUUUUUUUAAUCUGGCAGAGCCCAAAUAGUAAGGGAUGGCAUCUCCCCUCCUACCUGCCACUGUUGGGUGGGCACAGAGCGUCCCUGGAGUCCCUCAGGAAUGGAAAGUGGAGUGCCCUUGUCUGGUACCACCAUGUGGAGAGACCCCCUGGGCCCGGCGCCCUGUGGCCUGUCAGAGCCAGACCGCCCUGCCUGAUGCACUGAGGCGGGAGGCUAGCAGGCUGCAGGGACCAUCUCCAGAUGCCAGAGGACUUGAGGGGCAGCUGACAAUUGCUGUGCCCCAGACAGACUGCGGCUCAAAAAAGAACAAGCCACAGAAAUGGGACAACUCGUGCCAGGACACAGCAGUGUCUUUCAGAAAAUCAAAACCACAGUUUUACCAGCAACGGGAAGGAUCUGGGGUUCUGUCCAAGUUCACCGUCACCAUCAAGCUGCUGGCUCUGGAAGGAGUUUGUCCAACAGGGUCACUGUCACAGCCAUGACUUCAGAAAGCAGCCAUCCCGCGUGUCCCUGUCCCAGCAGCAGUGCCUGCGUCCCGGUCCACGGAGUCUUCCAGAACACCUCCCUCUCAAUCAAUCCCGGAGUACCCUAACCCCCAGUGAGUCCCACCUUGACCUCUUCAAAGUCAAAACUCUUCUCUGGGGACAAAUAAAUAUUCGGGACUUUCGAAGCCCCGAACUUGAGACACCGAAUUUGUCUCCAUGGAAACACGUAAGCACUGCACCUGGCCAGCUGCGUGCUGGAGUUCUGUCCCCAAAGCAGCUGCAAAGAAGGAAGACGAGCCUCAGCCCAGGACACCCCGUCUAACAAAAUGCAAUAGUUUUCUUUUUUUGGAAAAAUGUUUAUACCAAUAGUUUUGUGCUGUAAUUGUUAUUAGAACGUUUCUUUUGGAUGUGUACAUUGCAGUAUAUUCAGUCCCAAAUAUUUUGUUCUCAUUCACCAGAAGGUACUAAUGUCCGCUCAAGUGGCCUUUAAAAACCUACUUCGGCAGGAGCUCGGAGCAUCGCCCGGCCUCCGGAGCUGAGGGCAGGAAGAGAAAAAUGCGCACUCACUUUAGACAUGGAAAGUCCAGAAUCAUCACCCUGUCAUAGUCCAAACCUUAGGUGAAAUUGGACAGAAAGAAUGUCUUUAAAAUAGACGUCUCCUCUCCUGGGAGACACUGAAGCGAUGGUUAAUGGAUUGUAAUGCCCGGCUUUUCCUCACUCCUGGUAACCAAUACAAGCUGGUUUCUGCCUUA